Molecule: messenger RNA, 1181 nt
Organism: Thunnus maccoyii (southern bluefin tuna)
Lineage: Eukaryota; Metazoa; Chordata; Actinopteri; Scombriformes; Scombridae
Gene: cidea
Product: cell death inducing DFFA like effector a
Exons: 5
Coding region: 153-788 (211 amino acids)
Biological process (GO): apoptotic process; regulation of apoptotic process
Source: RefSeq, a predicted model, not a curated record
AACAUUUCUCAUUAAGCAGAAACAGGUGAUCCGGGUCCAAACUGCAACGAACAGGUCUCUGCAGCCUGACUCAGACCGGCUGCCCGUUAAAAGGAUUAUUUCUAAUCUAUCCUUCAGUUAACUGACUGAUUGAUUGAUUGAUUGGCAUCACAAUGGCGCCGCUCUCCAUCCAGUCAGGAGUGAAAUACGCCAAAACUCUGCUGCCGGAGACUCUGGUGAGGUCAGUAUCAACAGUCCAGACCACCAUCUCUCGGCACAUCCUGCCCUCAGCUCAGCUGCGCUGCUUUAAGGUCUGCACCCACAGCCGCAGGCGGCGGCGGGGUCUGGCGGCGUCCUCUCUGGACGAGCUGCUGGAGCAGGCUGCGAGGGUGUUCAUGCUCUCCUGCCACUUGCUGACUCUGGUCCUGGAGGACGACGGGACUGUGGUGGACUCGGAGGAGUUCUUCCAGUCUCUGCCAAACAACACGCCGCUGAUGGUGCUGGAGAAAGGAGAAAUGUGGACGCAGAACAAGAUCUUCCCGAGCUUCCGUCAGCCAAAGAAGAAUGGGAUUGCUAAACUGACCUUUGACCUCUACAAACUGCACCCUAAAGAUUUCAUGUGCUGCUUCGCCAUCAAGGCCACCCUGUAUGAGAUAUACACGCUCUCCUAUGACUUCAGAUGCACCAGGAUAAAACACAUCCUCAAGUCAGUGAUGCGCUGCCUCACCUGCCUGACCAGACUGAUAGGCCAGCUGCUGCUCUGCACGUCCUCAUCAUUACUGCAGUUCACCGGAGAGGACGACUGCUAGUGUGUGUGUGUUAAUGUCACUGGGUCUGAACAUCAAAAGCAUUUUCACAACUCUCCAUCAGACGGAAGAAUUGAGUCCGUCCAUUUGUGUGUGUUUGAGACAGACUGAACUUUUAGUUUUCCUCUUGUUCACACUGCUUUUAUCUUCACUGAAUGAUUUUCUUUCUUUGUCUGGAUACUUUACAUGUUUUAACUCUUUUGUGUGUUGAACUGUCACGCAAAUUCUAUAACUGUGAGGUUGUGGAAUUUAUUUUUCUGAAUGUUUUAGCUUUGAUUUGUCUUGUUUUUGUUGAGCUUCGUUAGUAUUAAGAGGAUAAAAUGUUGGGAACUGUACAUUUGAUUAAAAAAAUACUCUAUGUAAAUCAAAUAUAUGAAUAAAGAUUUGUUUUCUUAA